AUGAUGUGCGAGGUGAUGCCCACUAUCAGCGAGGAUGGCCGGCGGGGCUCGGCGCUGGGCCCGGACGAGGCGGGCGGCGAGCUGGAGCGCCUCAUGGUCACGAUGCUCACGGAGCGAGAGCGCCUGCUGGAGACUCUGCGCGAAGCACAAGACGGGCUGGCUACGGCGCAGCUGCGGCUGCGCGAGCUCGGCCACGAGAAGGACUCACUGCAGCGUCAGCUCAGCAUCGCACUGCCCCAGGAGUUUGCAGCUUUGACAAAGGAGCUGAACUUAUGUCGGGAGCAGCUGCUAGAGAGGGAGGAAGAGAUUGCAGAGCUGAAGGCAGAGCGGAACAACACGCGGCUCCUCCUGGAGCACCUGGAGUGCCUGGUGUCCAGGCACGAGAGGUCACUGCGCAUGACCGUGGUGAAGCGCCAGGCUCAAUCCCCAGGCGGGGUCUCCUCCGAGGUCGAGGUGCUAAAGGCUCUAAAGUCCCUCUUCGAGCACCACAAGGCCUUGGAUGAGAAGGUCCGGGAGCGGCUGCGGAUGGCGCUGGAGAGAGUGGCAGUACUAGAGGAGGAGCUGGAGCUGAGCAAUCAGGAGACUCUGAGCCUUCGAGAGCAGCUGUCUAGGCGACGGUCAGGCCUGGAAGAGCCAGGCAAGGAUGGGGAUGCGCAGACCCUUGCCAAUGGCCUGGGUCCUGGUGGGGAUUCAAACCGUCGUACAGUGGAGCUGGAGGAGGCCCUGGAGCGGCAGCGUGCAGAGGUGUGCCAGCUUCGUGAGCGCCUGGCGGUUUUGUGCCGUCAGAUGAGCCAGUUGGAAGAGGAGCUGGGCACUGCUCACCGCGAGCUGGGCAAGGCUGAGGAAGCUAACUCCAAGCUGCAACGGGACCUCAAGGAGGCGCUGGCGCAGCGGGAGGAUAUGGAGGAGAGGAUCACGACACUGGAGAAGCGCUACCUGAGCGCCCAGCGUGAGGCCACAUCAUUGCACGAUGCCAACGACAAGCUGGAGAAUGAGCUGGCUAGCAAGGAGUCGCUGUACCGGCAGAGUGAAGAAAAGAGCCGUCAGCUGGCUGAAUGGUUGGAUGAUGCCAAACAGAAGCUGCAGCAGACGCUACAGAAGGCAGAGACAUUGCCUGAGAUAGAGGCACAACUGGCCCAGCGUGUGGCAGCACUUAACAAGGCUGAGGAACGUCAUGGGAAUUUUGAAGAGCGUCUUCGGCAGCUGGAGGCCCAGUUGGAAGAGAAGAACCAGGAGCUGCAGCGGUCCCGAUUUUUGGAAAGAAUGCAUGACAAGCUAGGGAACAGUGGGAGAAUGGGAAGGGAAUAUAAGAACUCCCUGAGUGAGGAGAUAGCCAACAUGAAGAAGCUUCAGGAUGAGCUACUGCUUAACAAGGAGCAGCUCUUGGCUGAAAUGGAACGGAUGCAGAUGGAGAUUGACCAGCUGCGGGGGAGGCCACCAUCUUCCUACUCCAGGUCUCUCCCUGGCAGUGCCCUGGAGCUUCGUUACUCCCAGGCACCCACGUUACCUUCUGGUGCCCACUUGGACCCCUAUGGGGCUGGCAGCAGCCGGGCAGGCAAGAGGGGCCGCUGGUCAGGGGUCAAGGAUGAGCCCUCCAAGGAUUGGGAGCGGUCAGCCCCUGCAGGCUCCAUACCACCUCCAUUCCCUGGGGAGCUGGAUGGGUCAGAUGAGGAGGAGGCAGAAGGAAUGUUUGGAGCUGAGCUGCUGUCCCCUAGUGGGCAGGCGGAUGUGCAGACGCUGGCCAUUAUGCUUCAGGAACAGCUGGAGGCUAUCAACAAGGAGAUCAAGCUAAUCCAAGAGGAGAAGGAGACAACAGAACAGAGGGCAGAGGAGCUGGAGAACAGGGUGUCCAGCUCUGGCCUGGACUCAUUGGGCCGCUACCGAAGCAGCUGCUCACUGCCCCCUUCCCUCACCACCUCUACCCUUGCCAGUCCUUCACCUCCCAGCUCUGGCCACUCAACACCCCGUCUGGCACCCCCUAGCCCUGCCCGUGAGGGCACUGACAAAGCUAAUCAUGUCCCUAAGGAGGAAGCUGGGGCUCCACGAGGGGAGGGUCCAGCCAUCCCAGGAGAUACUCCACCACCCACCCCCCGCUCUGCCCGUCUUGAGAGAAUGACUCAGGCCUUGGCACUUCAGGCAGGGUCCCUGGAAGAUGGGGCACCUUCACGGGGAAGUGAGGGCACCCCAGAUUCCCUGCACAAAGCCCCCAAGAAGAAGAGCAUCAAGUCAUCCAUAGGCCGUCUCUUUGGAAAGAAAGAGAAAGGACGAAUAGGACCCCCAGGACGGGACAGCUCUUCUCUUGCUGGAACACCCUCAGAUGAGACGUUGGCCACUGACCCUCUGGGGCUAGCCAAGCUGACAGGCCCAGGAGACAAGGACCGAAGGAACAAGAGAAAGCAUGAACUCCUGGAAGAGGCCUGCCGCCAGGGCCUGCCUUUUGCUGCCUGGGACGGGCCCACAGUGGUCUCCUGGCUGGAGCUGUGGGUAGGCAUGCCUGCGUGGUACGUUGCCGCCUGCCGUGCUAAUGUCAAGAGUGGCGCCAUCAUGGCCAACUUGUCAGACACCGAGAUCCAGCGCGAGAUCGGCAUUAGCAACCCGUUGCACCGGCUCAAGCUACGCCUCGCCAUCCAGGAGAUGGUCUCGCUCACCUCACCCUCGGCCCCCGCCUCCUCCCGCACGUCCACAGGAAAUGUGUGGAUGACACAUGAGGAGAUGGAGUCCCUGACGGCCACCACCAAGCCUGAGACCAAGGAAAUCAGCUGGGAGCAGAUCCUGGCUUAUGGCGACAUGAACCACGAGUGGGUGGGGAACGACUGGCUGCCCAGCCUGGGGCUGCCCCAAUACCGUAGCUACUUCAUGGAGUCACUGGUGGAUGCCCGAAUGUUGGAUCACCUUAACAAGAAGGAGCUCCGGGGCCAACUCAAGAUGGUGGACAGCUUCCACAGGGUGAGUCUGCAUUACGGGAUUAUGUGCCUGAAACGGCUCAACUAUGACCGGAAGGACCUGGAGCGGAGGCGGGAAGAGAGUCAGACCCAGAUCCGAGACGUGAUGGUGUGGUCCAAUGAAAGGGUCAUGGGUUGGGUGUCCGGGCUGGGCCUGAAGGAAUUCGCCACGAACCUCACGGAGAGUGGGGUACACGGGGCGCUGCUCGCCCUGGACGAGACCUUCGACUACUCCGACCUGGCCUUGCUCCUGCAGAUCCCCACACAGAAUGCACAGGCCCGGCAGCUCCUGGAGAAGGAAUUCAGCAACCUCAUUUCCUUAGGCACAGACAGACGACUGGACGAGGACAGCGCCAAGUCCUUCAGCCGCUCCCCUUCCUGGCGGAAGAUGUUCCGAGAAAAGGACCUCCGAGGCGUAACUCCCGACUCGGCUGAGAUGCUGCCCCCCAACUUUCGUUCCGCUGCAGCAGGAGCCCUGGGCUCGCCGGGCCUCCCUCUCCGCAAGCUGCAGCCGGAAGGUCAGACUUCUGGGAGUUCCCGGGCAGAUGGCGUUUCGGUCCGAACCUAUUCCUGCUAGUGCAGGCCUCCAGGUGACCUCACUCGAACGGAAGAAUCUUCCGGAGGCUGGGCUCUUCCUCUCCUGCCUAGAGUCUGGUCUCUCCGGGGAGAGCUGGCAGGGGAGCUUGUGCCACGGACUGGACCAUCUGUACAGAGAGGCGGGAGUGUGCGCGUCCGCUUCCCAGAUGGACUGGGCCUGGGCCAGGGCCACACCACACGAACUGGACUGAGAGGGGGCAAGAAGAGGGCAGGAGGAAAUCUUGCCCCAAACGUUCGCCUUCCUUUUCUCUACUUUGUAAUUUAUUGGUUAGUUUCUGGUGGGAGACGGAUGCCCUCUACCCGCGGGGAGGGGGCGGGGCUUCCCUCUCGGGCCGCACGCGGUGGGGAGGCUGCCCCUCCCUUUUUUCCUGCCCAGUCGCAGGGCCCAAGUCUUCCUUCUUCGUCCGUAAGGAGGGGAGGGGGAUUCGCUGCUACAAGCCUCGCCCCCUGUGCCACUCAGCCCCGCCCUACUGAGUCAGGUCGCUGGUUCCCGGGGUCAUCUGCGGGCAGGGUCUCCUCUCCCUCCCCCGUGUCUCGUGUCCCCGGGGCCUCCCCGUCCCCCGUGCUGUGGCCGUGUCUGUGCCCCGGGGGUAGGGGGCGCAGCACUGCGCUCCCCGUUCCCCUCCGGCUCCGGGGUUUGCAUGGGAGAAUCCUCUUUCCACGAUGCCACUGGGCUACGUGAUGUGGGGGGACAAAGCGGGGGAGUCGCCCCGAUUCUCAGCUGCCUCCCCACCCCGGCGUCACUCAGUGAUCACGGGUAAAGAGAACUGUUUC
Molecule: messenger RNA, 4313 nt
Organism: Otolemur garnettii (small-eared galago)
Lineage: Eukaryota; Metazoa; Chordata; Mammalia; Primates; Galagidae
Gene: PPFIA3
Product: PTPRF interacting protein alpha 3
Exons: 29
Coding region: 1-3519 (1172 amino acids)
Biological process (GO): synapse organization
Cellular component (GO): presynaptic active zone
Molecular function (GO): protein binding
Source: RefSeq, a predicted model, not a curated record